This is a messenger RNA of Folsomia candida, 1575 nucleotides long. RefSeq lists its product as uncharacterized. Bases 104 to 1192 code for a protein of 362 amino acids. The record is from RefSeq and is a predicted model, not a curated record. The transcript is spliced from 7 exons. Lineage: Eukaryota; Metazoa; Arthropoda; Collembola; Entomobryomorpha; Isotomidae.
AUUCAUAACUCAUGUGUACAAAAAUACAACAAAUAUCGUAAAUCUAGUCUUUUAUCUCGGUGCUACAUUAGUAAUUACUGGUAAAACUUUAUGUAGUCUAAGAAUGGAUAAAAGUAGUAGUGGAUUCGAAAGCUGCAGUGAUGAUGAUGUUUUUGUGCCAAGAAAGAAACCAAAGGAAUCAGGGGAGUUUUCGGUCAGUCGUUCCCAACAAGAAGCUCCAUCACAAAUAGCAAGUACUUAUUCGGGCAGCUUCAAAUGGGAACCCCCGAAGCCCGGGGGUUCCCAUAUGGGUCGCUGUUUAGAGAAACUGAAGGAUGGAUCAACAUGUUUUCAUCCUGUAUCACGCAAGAGUAUUCACCUUCAUUAUAGUCGCAAUCACGCUGGUGAGGAAACCAUUAGCAUACAAAAGGCCGACGACAUUCUAAAAGCAAACAAGUCAAGACAAGAAGACAGUAUGGCUUACAAAAUAACAUUCUUCCAAUUGAGUAGACAAUGUCAGGAUCUACCUGAUACUUUCCCCAUUCUUCCAAUUGGAACUGAACCAACAGGGGAGCAGGCAAGAAUAAAUGCUGAAAUUUCUACCAUCAACAGGAGAAAAUACGAAGACUCCUUGCAGAUAAAUAGGAGUGCUUAUUAUGGAACCGUUAUCUGUCAAUUUGAACCACCUGAUGACGACCCCAAUAUGAAUAUGGAGGAGAUGUGGCUGAGAUUCGAGAAGGAUCCUACUUUUGAAUCGAAAUGGUUCUAUGACGUCAGCCAUUGCGAAGGUCCGUGUCCCACCACACAUUUGGCGAAAAACUCCCGUUCGGAGGUGACCAAAUGGGGUAUCGUUGACAAAUACUCAACGUAUGUUAUGAGAAUUAGAUUUGAAGGGGGCACAAAGGAAGAGAAUUUUAAAGCAGCCAUGGAUUGGCAAGCUCCUUAUUGUGUGUUAGCCCAGUACAAAACAAUUAAUGGAGUUGGUGGUGAGACUGGCAUGAAGAUAACAAUGCUUAACAAAAAACUGGGGCAAAAAUUGAACUACAUCACUGCCGUGUCUCCAGAAGAGGAUGAAAAGUUGAAGCAGAUUUCGAUUCAUGGGACAAAUGUAUUUUACCCUGUUCAAGGGUACGAAAACAUGAAGAAGCAUCCUUGGGUGAAAUACACAUUCCCACCCAGAACUACCUAUUUUACUCCUAAUCCUGCACAAUAAUUCUUGUUGCUUUGACCGUUUUAUGAUAUUUGGUUAUGCUACUCUGUUAACUUUGAAUACAAACUUACUUGAAUACAUACUUACCUUGAUUAGUUGGCGAUAUCUGUAAAUUUUAAAAUACAUUACAGGGAUUAUUAGUCAAUUAGGCUCCAAGUUAAUAUUUUUACCGGUCAGUAUAGUACGAAACGAAUCCUUGUCCGAGUAUAUUUACAAGCUGGGUUCCAAAUGCCAAUAGUUUUAGUACAUUUCGCUCUGAAGCUACCCUAAUGUCAUAAAUGUCUUGAUUUUGAACUUUUGAAAUGAGAAGAAUUCGACGGAACAUGUUAUCGAAAGGAAUCUGAAGUAUGGAAUAAAAAGUCUCAUUUAGCCAAAGCCAAAAACAU